Metschnikowia bicuspidata var. bicuspidata NRRL YB-4993 is the source of this 867-nucleotide messenger RNA. RefSeq lists its product as uncharacterized. Bases 1 to 867 code for a protein of 288 amino acids. The record is from RefSeq and is a predicted model, not a curated record. Lineage: Eukaryota; Fungi; Ascomycota; Pichiomycetes; Serinales; Metschnikowiaceae. The transcript has a single exon.
AUGUCAACCGGGAUUUUAGGCAUUUUGAGAAAUGCUGCGGCAGAGCUUUAUCCGUUGAUAACAAAAGAACUCUCAAAACAGUCUACAAAAAAAUACAAUAGGGAUGAGUGGACGCUAUGUGAACUAGACACAUGGAAGAACACGUCUUUCCCACGACUCUUGAAGGAAAGACACGACAGCGAAAAGAGUUUAUAUAUGACAAAAGACGAAUUGGUUUUACUCAUGGAUUGGAAGUUGGCUAAAGGAAAGUUCCGCCCGUCACUUCCCAAAUUGAUCAAAUCAAAUAGUCCUGAGUCAGUGCUCAACUUUUCGAGAGAGGGAUAUAGUAUUUUUAUGAGCUACAUUGAACUGACUGGAGCCAACGAUUGGACUCAUAUUUCAACAGAAGACUACAAAAUUACCAUCAGAGCUUCGCUUAAAGCGUUGUGUCAGCUCAAGGGGGUAGGGCCUGCCACGGCAAGUUUAAUGCUCUCAUUACUAUGUGAAGUCACGAAGUUUGCUCCUCCAUUCUUUAGCGAUGAGAGUUUCAUGUAUUUCAUUAGAGAUCCACUUCGCCCACUGCAACCAAUCAAAUAUACUGUAAGGGAAUACGUUGAAGAGUUUGUCCCAGUUUUGGCCAAAAUGUCUGCCCAAGACAGGCUUUCGUCUCCGGCAAUCUUGGAGAAAGGAUCAUGGUCCCUAAAAAUGUACCACCUUUACAGAAUUGAUCGUUUGACUGAUUUGGAGCUUCCAUUUGAGAUCAGUGAUGAGUCUGCGGAAGCGUUUAAAGACAUUUCCAAGUACAUUUCCGGAAAUAUACCCGAAAAACGCACAACAACUAGAGAAGGCAUAUCUGGGGGUAAAAAGAGAAAGACACUGGGGUCAUAA